CCCCGAGCGAGCCUCAUCCACCCCCAUAAAAACAUACGAAGCAACAACACUUACACUUAUUAACCUUACAUACACCUUACUCCUCCAACUACUGUAACAACACCCGCCGAAUUAUCAUCUUAUUGAUCGCCAUGUGCUCUUCUUGUCUCGAGUAACAUUAAAUCCCAAUACACGCAUCGCAUUCUGUCCCCUAGAAUUAAAUGGCGUCACUUUUGCGACAGAUUGUCGCUGGCCCGCGCGCUAGACAUCCUGAAGCUGGACUCGAUCUCUGCUACGUCACAGACAACAUUAUCGCAACCUCAGGCCCCAGCGGCACAUACCCACAACGCGCAUACCGCAACCCGCUCGACUCGCUCGUGAAAUGGCUCGACGACAAGCACGGCGAAGACUGGGCGAUAUGGGAGUUCCGCGCCGAGGGCACAGGCUACCCGGACUCGGAGGUCUACAACCGCGUCUACCACUACCCGUUCCCAGACCACCACCCGCCGCCCUUCGCGCUGAUACCGAACAUCAUGGCGAGCAUGCGCAACUGGCUGCACGAGAAGGAGGGCAGGGUCGUCGUCGUGCAUUGCAAGGCUGGGAAGGGUAGGAGCGGCACGGCGAGUUGUAGUUACUUGAUUGCUGAGGAAGGAUGGUCGGUUCACAAGGCUUUGCAGCGGUUCACGGAGAGGAGGAUGAGACCGAACAUGGGAAAGGGUGUCAGUAUCCCGAGUCAGCUCAGGUGGAUCAGUUACGUCGAGCGGUGGGCAAAGCACAAGAAGAUCUACCUGGAGAGGAAGGUUGAGAUUCUAGAGGUGCACUGCUGGGGGCUAAGAGACGGAGUUAAGAUCCAGGUGGAGGGCUUUGUGGAGGAUGGGAAGGUGAUUAAGUCGUUCCACACAUUCACGAGAUCUGAGAGGGAGAUUGUGAGGGGCGAGAUAGAGAAAGGUGGUGGACUGGCAAGCGUUGUAGCUGAGGUUAUGGACAAGAAUGGAAUUGGAAGGGCUCUGAGUAAGAAGGGGAGAAAACAAACACCACUCGAGCUGGAGAGCAAUGGCACCACGGAUGUCAACAGCGCCGCCGCGAAUCCAAAGUCCUCGACCUCUUCUUCCCUGGCUGAUCAGACUGAUAAAGAGCUCGAGGUCGAAGAACCAUCUCUUACCAAAGAAGAUCUCGGCAAAGAUGGGAAAGGAGACGUCGUGUUCCGACCUUCAACACGAGUCGUGCUUCCCACGAGCGAUAUUAACAUUGACGUGGAACGUCGUAAUAAGGCAGCUUUCGAUCUUACCUACGUUACUGCAGUUGCCCACGUAUGGUUUAAUGCCUACUUUGAGGGCAACGGUCCGGAACAGGACGGACAGCCGGACGACUCGGGUGUGUUUGAAAUUACCUGGGAUGCAAUGGACGGUAUCAAAGGAAGCAGUCGGAAAGGCAUCCCAGCAUUCGAUAAGAUUGCCAUCUUAUGGAAAGCUCUCCCCGACGAGAGCGGGAAGCCUGGCAUUGUUAUCAGCGAACCAAAAGAGGGCGAAGAAGUGAAGCAGUCGACCCCUGCAGACUGGCAGGGGGAGGACAACGUGGCACCCAGCGAAGGUAAAGAUCUUGGGCUACGCACAUCAAGCCCGGUAGACUCGACUGCCGACAUUAGCAAAGCCAGCAGCGUCAAGAGCGGGAAAAGUGCGCAUGCCAUCUUGACGGCACCCAGUCCUCAGGAGGGCAGCGCUGCCUGUGUACGUUCGCAUGGGCCGAACGGAGAGGAUACCAUUGAGGAUCCAGGUGACGCCAGCGGGAGCGGGCCGGAUGAACAGACGCAGUCCCCCACACCGCCAAGGCUCGCGACCGAGCAGGUGGACGGCACAGCUCAGACCAAGGCAUCUGCGGGACCUAGCAUGCAGCCCGUUAAGUCACACGAAUCCGAUAGCAGUGGGAUCCAAACGGGUGCGGUCUCGCAAUACUCGACAGACAGCCUCCCAGACGGGAAACCCGAGAGCGAACUGAAGAACGCCAAAGAGCACGUCUUGUUCCAUAUCGGACACAAGAAGAAGCAUAUGAGCUCUUGAGGUUGGACGUGGACAACUCAAGGCCAUUGAAUGCUACGAGGGCCGUUCCAGGACUGUGGACACUGGUUCUUUUUGGGACUCUGCUCCGCGAUGUUGU
Molecule: messenger RNA, 2133 nt
Organism: Aaosphaeria arxii CBS 175.79
Lineage: Eukaryota; Fungi; Ascomycota; Dothideomycetes; Pleosporales
Exons: 3
Coding region: 201-2036 (611 amino acids)
Biological process (GO): protein dephosphorylation; cell motility; phosphatidylinositol 3-kinase/protein kinase B signal transduction
Cellular component (GO): plasma membrane; cell projection; cytosol
Molecular function (GO): phosphatidylinositol-3,4,5-trisphosphate 3-phosphatase activity; protein tyrosine/serine/threonine phosphatase activity; protein tyrosine phosphatase activity
Source: RefSeq, a predicted model, not a curated record